Molecule: messenger RNA, 1001 nt
Organism: Actinia tenebrosa (Australian red waratah sea anemone)
Lineage: Eukaryota; Metazoa; Cnidaria; Anthozoa; Actiniaria; Actiniidae
Biological process (GO): resolution of meiotic recombination intermediates; mitotic intra-S DNA damage checkpoint signaling; double-strand break repair via break-induced replication
Cellular component (GO): nucleus; Holliday junction resolvase complex
Molecular function (GO): 3'-flap endonuclease activity; crossover junction DNA endonuclease activity; DNA binding
Source: RefSeq, a predicted model, not a curated record
GCCAUUCAGUGGUUUUGACUCACUAGAAAACGCCCUUAUGAAGCACGACAUAGUGUUGAAGGAAGCAGCCGCAACACCUAAGUAUAGUCUUCUUGACACAGGCAAGGAGUUAGCAUUAAAAUGCAGUAAUUUUGAUUAUGCUAUGCAAGCCUUGUUACGACAGGCUGAAGUUCCAACUGUUCCUGUGCCGGCUGUGAGACCCGCAGUGUUUGACAACAGGCAAGUGUGUCUACUAGUCGACACAGAAGAACCUCAGAAGGACAGAUUUGUCAAAGUCGCAAGAGAGAGAGGCCUGUCAGCCAGAGUCCGAAAACUUCCCAGCGGUGACUUCUGCUGGAUACUGCUGCCUCCAGAUGCUGAGGAGAGAGAUGUCCCUGAACAAGAUUUGGUUCUACCAUACCUUGUGGAGAGGAAAACUUGGGAUGAUCUGUGGUCAAGUGUCAGGUCUCCUAGAUUUGAGAAUCAAGUACAAAGAAUGAAGGCAUGUGGUAUACAGAACUUGUUUUAUCUGGUGGAAGGCUCACCUAAAGACAUUAGUGGCAGGCCAGGACCUGAAGUGGAAACAUUUCUACAGGGUAAGCUAGACAGGUUGUUGUUGGAGGAUAAAUUCUUCGUCAAUCGUACUCCUUCCUGGCUGAAGACAGUAGAGUGGCUUUGUCACCUCACCAACCUUGCAAUAGCUUGUCAACAAGCAAGGGGCAGAAAACAAUGGAUGACAUUUGCCGAAUUUUCCAGAAAGGCAAACAGUGUGCCUGCAGCACCCAUUGCCAGGAAUGCAAAACCAGUUUCUGGAAUUGUUUGGCCUGCAAGUGCUUUUGCCAAUAACAUCAAAAGUCAUCACAAGCGACAGAGGGAUUUAGGCAGCAAUCUAGACCAUGUUCCACAGUUAUCUGAUUCAAUUCUGAUCAUCCAAGGCUUGACAGCUUAUAACACUACUUGUAAUAGUCAUUUAAAGAAAGCCCUGGCUGAUUACCUCCAGCUACCAGGACAAACUGCUGAAG